AUGCCGUCAAUGGGAGAACUCGCAGCACCUGUCAUGCCAUCAGUGCAGGCAAAGUUGGCAGAAAUUACCGGUCCAUUCAAUGUAGUAGCCAAGGUGACUUCUGAGCCAGAACAUGCAGACGACGUAGCCAAAUUAAUCAAAGACGUCGCCGUACUCGCUAAUAGCGAUGAAGAAGAGGGUACUUUAACCUACCGCAUCUCCCGCGGCGUCAAAGAAUCGUCCAACACUUUCAUCGUUUAUGAGGAGUACAAUGCUCCAGCUGCUCUCACUGCCCACCUCCACUCCACACCCUUCCAAGCACUGAGCAACUACCCACACUUGCUCCACGCUGAGAUGGAUAUCUACAGCGAGUUCUAA
Molecule: messenger RNA, 357 nt
Organism: Wallemia ichthyophaga EXF-994
Lineage: Eukaryota; Fungi; Basidiomycota; Wallemiomycetes; Wallemiales; Wallemiaceae
Exons: 2
Coding region: 1-357 (118 amino acids)
Source: RefSeq, a predicted model, not a curated record